This is a messenger RNA of Gavia stellata (red-throated loon), 5230 nucleotides long. It is a transcript of the gene GNS, whose product is annotated as glucosamine (N-acetyl)-6-sulfatase. Lineage: Eukaryota; Metazoa; Chordata; Aves; Gaviiformes; Gaviidae. Gene Ontology annotation, molecular function: N-acetylglucosamine-6-sulfatase activity; glycosaminoglycan binding. Gene Ontology annotation, biological process: glycosaminoglycan metabolic process. Bases 1 to 1605 code for a protein of 534 amino acids. The transcript is spliced from 14 exons. The record is from RefSeq and is a predicted model, not a curated record.
AUGUCCCCCGCCGCGGUGGUCCGGCGGUUGGCGCUGGCCGCGCUGCUGGUGCUGAGCUCGGCGGGGGCAGCCCGGCAGGCGCGGAGGCCCAACGUGGUGCUCAUCCUCACCGACGACCAGGACGUCUGCCUAGGCGGCAUGACCCCCCUAAAGAAGACUAAUGCUCUCAUUGCACAGAUGGGAAUAACCUUCCUAAAUGCAUACGUUCCCAGUGCCCUUUGCUGUCCCAGUCGAGCUAGCAUUUUAACAGGGAAAUAUCCACAUAAUCAUCAUGUUGUCAAUAACACUCUGGAAGGAAACUGUAGCAGCAAGUUAUGGCAGAAGAUUCAAGAACCAUACACCUUCCCAGCACUGCUCAAAAAUAUGUGUGGUUAUCAAACAUUCUUUGCUGGAAAGUAUUUGAAUGAGUACGGAGCGGAGGAUGCAGGGGGAGUAGGUCAUGUCCCUCCUGGAUGGAGUUUUUGGUAUGCUUUGGAGAAAAAUUCAAAGUACUACAACUAUACUCUUUCAGUAAAUGGCAAAGCUCGAAGGCAUGGUGAGAACUACAGUGUAGAUUAUCUGACGGAUGUACUGGCCAACAUGUCACUGGACUUCUUGGAGUAUAAAUCUAAUUUUGAACCUUUCUUUAUGAUGAUCUCAACCCCAGCACCACACUCCCCUUGGACAGCUGCUCCACAGUAUACAAAGAGCUUUCAGAAUGUCAGUGCACCAAGAAACAGCAAUUUUAAUAUUCAUGGAAAGAACAAGCACUGGUUAAUUCGACAAGCAAAGACUCCAAUGACUAACUCUUCAAUAAAGUUUCUUGAUGAUGCUUAUAGAAAGCGGUGGCAAACUCUGCUGUCAGUAGAUGACCUGAUAGAGAAACUAGUGAAGAAACUGGAAUUGAAUGGAGAAUUAGACAACACAUACAUCUUUUACACAUCAGAUAAUGGCUUCCACACUGGCCAGUUUUCUUUGCCAAUAGACAAACGGCAGCUGUAUGAGUUUGAUAUCAAAGUUCCGUUGCUAGUUCGAGGACCAGGGAUAAAACCAAAUCAGACAAACAAGAUGCUUGUUGCAAAUAUUGAUUUGGGUCCCACUAUUCUGGAUAUCGCAGGGUAUGACUUGAAUAAGACCCAGAUGGAUGGGAUGUCACUAUUGCCACUGUUGAGAGGAGACAAAAAUGUGACAUGGAGAUCAGACUUCUUGGUAGAGUACCAAGGAGAAGGAUACAACGGCAGUGAUCCUACCUGUCCUGGCCUAGGACCUGGAGUCACACACUGCUUCCCAGACUGUGUCUGUGAAGAUUCCUAUAACAACACAUAUGCUUGUGUAAGGACACUGUCAACUUCCUGGGAUCUGCAGUACUGUGAAUUUGAUGACCGGGAGGUGUUUGUGGAAGUGUAUAAUUUGACUGCAGAUCCACACCAGAUCAAUAACAUUGCUAAAACAAUUGAUCAAGAAAUUCUAGAAAAGAUGAACUAUCGAUUAAUGAUGCUGCAGUCCUGUUCAGGAGCAACUUGCCGUACACCAGGUGUCUUCGAUCCCGGGUACAGGUUUGACCCACGGCUUAUGUUCAGCAAUCACGGUGUUCGGGCUCGGAGGUUUUCUGCACAGUCCCUAUAAGGCAUGUAAGAGCCUCUUGCAAUCAGCUCCCACUGACCAGUUUCUCCAGUGACUGCAGCAGGUCUGUCUGUGUAACUCUCGCCGAUCACAGCUGGAAGACUUUUAAUGGGCUAUUCAAACCCUGUGUGGAAGAAAAACCCUUGUCUUUAGCUGGUUGCCUUGUGCAAUAUGUAUAUUUUUACAGCUGAACUGUAACUCUAAAUCAUUAGACACAGCUAAUCUGUCUUGCUCAGAUAGUUGAUUACCACCUUUGUCUUUCAAGUACCUUUUCAUAUCACAGGCACAGAGGUGAACCUAUGCCUAUGAAUCUGAACAGUUUAUUUUGUUUGAAAAAUCAAUAAAUGCGUAUUUGAGUUGGAUUAGAUAGGCAGGUGCUAUUGCACAGUAAUGCUCACCCAUACUCAGUGUCACAGACUUUCUUAAAAGCUAUGUUUAACUAUAGGUUUCCUGUAUCAAGCUCAAAGCUGUUAAUGACAAAAGCAAACUAGACCCAAAUAGCUUAGGAAGGCAUUAGUCAAAACUGUAAGAUCUGACUAGAAAGUGUCUUGUGCAGGAUUAAAAUCCGCAUGCUAAAUAUUCUCUUUUCAAUGAGACCACUUCAAAUGAGACCAAUGAAUUUUGUAGGACAGCUUUGGUAGCUUGCAAACAAGAAUGUAAUUUCAACCUCCUUCUAGUUUGAAAUGCUGGAAUGGGUUACUAUGUACUACUGAAAAAAUUCUUAGGGUUUAGUAUAGGCUUCCUAGUGACUUAAGCAAAAGAGUAUUGAGACUAACAAGUAUUCAAAUAAGUGUGCCUGUGUUUUGAGCUAACUCCUAAGUCUGUUUUAAUACAGGAACGGAAGUAAUACUAAAAAAAAAAUCCACAAAAAACCCCCAAACACCAGGGCAACACAGUAGAGGAUCUGUCUCUAACCUCCAAAUGUUUUGAAUUGUCUAACAUCUUAAGUUGAUUAGAUUCUUGAAGGUAAAUUAUUUUGAGGACAAGCUAGCUAAAAAUAAAUAAAUCAUUGCUCACUAGAAGUUAGGCUAAGAGGGCUAUUUAGGCAGUUUAAGUGCUUCAUGGAGUGUUGCUUUUUGGUUGAGACAUAACUACUCAGAACCUGCAGUAAGUGGCCUUCACACCAAAGGACUGACAUCAGAUACCUGACUGUGGUACAUUAUCACUUGGUUUCCCUUUGGAAGGGUGAUGUUGUCUUCAACCUUCUGAUAAGGCUUAUCUGAAAUGCAGCCAUCACUUGCACUCAAACUUGAGUGUCUUCCUAAAUCUUGAAAAACACCCAAACUUGUGUUAGCAUAUAACUUCUGUAUAGACUGAUUGGCAAAACACCUUCUAGAAACACUGAAUUGUGUAUCUUCUGCAAGACAAGUUCAUGUUGCUUGUGGGCAAAUCAACUGUGUUAUCAGGCAAGAUAACCUAUCCCUUGUCAAACAAACUGUGGCACAACUUUUUUUUUAGUUAGUUUUUUAACUAACUUUUAGUUAGUUAUUUCAGAUCUUUCACCCAAAUAGAGAACAUGAUGAUUUCCACUUCUGUCACAAUAAAACCUUCUACUAUGUAAUCAUUAAGUAGGCAACAAAGCAUGACUCUUUCAGAACUGUGAAGGUGCAUAUCCUGGUGCACAGAUCCACAAACUGGAUACAAGCAAUGCUACGGUAAGAUAAGUUGAGCUUUCUUUGCUUUUAAUUCUGAAGCACAGAAGUUGUGCUUCAUGUAGCUUAGAGUUGCAGACUUCUGUGAUGGUUAAGAGAAAGUUAGAUUACAGGUUAGAUUUUUGUAGAGCUUUUGUCUCCAAUCUAACUCAGUGUUUCAGAUCUCUAGAGUGACCAAAUAUUUGGAGACAAAAAAUGGCUUGAAAGGUAACUUCUCAGCUGGAGCAUCUGUAUAAAUGCAGAGGUUUUUGGAUACUCAAACUACUUACAUGCUUUCAAAUACUCAGGACUUUUUUUUUUCCUUUCACUACAGCUUUAGCUUUAUCCUGUUCGUUGUUUCUUAAGCCUUAGUAUUGCCCAUCAGUAUCCUUCAGACUCUCUUCUGUCUAAAAACAAAACCAAAGUUGUUUUCAUGCUCUUAAGCAUUUUCUUGGACACUGAGCUAAAUCUAAAGUUCAUCUAGGUAGUGUUUUGCUCAGAUAAUUCUAGCAGCUUAGACUUGUUCUUUGUUUAAACUUCAUUUUGUUAGCUGUAUGGAGGCUAGAGUGAAAUACAUUGAUUGUUGCAUAUUAAACCCUCAAAAGUUCUAUCAAAUCUAGAUCAUACGUCAAGUUUCUACUUGAGUUAAGUUUCAGUGCAAGUAAUGUGCAUUAUGUUGCUUCUUAAUAGAAAAAAAACUUCAUUAUGGGUACAGAUGUGUAACUCUAACUUUUCUUAAAGUGAUCUUAAGCCGUAACAAGGAGAUUUUCUUUUGAAUUAUUUACUUUUUGCCUAAUAACUAACAUGAGAGUUGACAGAACUGAUACAGAUUAUUCAUAUGUGCAACCAGGUGUUUUACCCAAAUUAACACUCUUGCUACCUGCACACACCUAUAAAGCAUUUUGUCUGUAACUAGGCUCAGUAAGGUACAUGCUCACUGCCAGAGAACCACACUAUAACUGAAAUCUGUCAUAGGUAGUAAAUGUUGCAUUAAAUUGAAGUUCAGAAUUAAAUUAGUCACUCCUUAUUUAACCAGAAUAGCAGUUCAGGAAAACACCUGCUUCACUCCCACUUUUGAUAAAGACUUAAGAACUGUUCAGCAAAAGCGUGUGGUUGAAGGAAGAACAGGAACCAACAGCUGCCUGCCUUCCACUGCUUGUCAAGGAGUUUGUUGUCACUUGUCUGGUGCCUAUUUCCACAAAGCAGUUAAUUCUGAGUAUUUUUACAGCCUUGAAUGAACAGUGUUAAUUUUUAUCCUUGAUGAUUAAAGAAACACUAUGAAGGAACUUUGACUUUUAUCCAGAUUGAAUUCCCAACUAAGUGAUUUUAAAACUAAAUGGUGGUCUUGGAUAUUCCAUUUCAUAUGCUAUUUGACCAUAGCUGUAUCCGUACCUUGUUACUGAAGGCAUUUGUGUUAAAUAAAAGGGCCUCACUGGUACAGAGUUGGGUUUAGGUAAAAUGUGACUUUUUUUUAAAUUUUUUUUUUUGAAUUGUUAUUACCAAAAGCAGAGCUGUGAAUUUUAAUGAUCUGAUCUGGUAAAGUAAAUACUUUCCAGAGAGAAAUACAGUUAAUAACUUUAUUACAUUAUCCUAAACCAAAAACAUUCAGUAUCACCACUUCAGCAUAAGUGAAUACAGGUAGUACAUGCUUACCUAGCACAGGCCCAGUAAAUUGGGCUUCUUCAUUUUGAGGAAUAAAGCUGUAACAGGGACACACACAUGCAAAACACACACCCAAAGCAGGUAUAAUACCUUUUCAAUCAAUUUCUAAAUACAGUAUUUUGUCAUAAUGAAACAGCCGUCAUUUAUUGUAAUUCAAUUAAAAUUAAUUUUAUUUGUAUUUCUCUCUCUCUCUGUAUGUGAGCAUACUUUGCUGUAGCAUGUUGUGAGCAUACUUCUGCUGUUUUAAACAUCUGUUUAGAAAGUGCCCUUCCAGAGGAUCCUGUUCACUGCCGCACUUUUGGGGAAAGAAAAAAUAAACUGCCUAUCAAACUUCA